GGAGCAUUGACUGCACUCCAGCCCCAUCUUAAGAAAUCGGGUCAGGAGAAUAUAGACCGUAAGCACAUCAUGCAAGUCAUGCACAAGAUCGAGGCCCGUGUUGAGAGAGAACACGGUCAACUCAAGUACUCUCAAGUCCUUGCUAUGGUACUUCCUGAGCUAUGCGAAUCACUAGGAUUGGAGAAGCCAAGCAACGAAGAGUGUACGAGGUUUGGAGCGAGUAUUGGGGAUUGGCCUGGAUUUCCCGACAUUCCAUCGGCACUGGAGCGGCUGUCCAAGUUUUACAAACUGGUUGUCCUGUCCAAUGUGGACCACGACUCUUUCAAGAGAGGCAACGCAAAUGGGCUCAAGGGAUUCAAGUUCGAUGCCGUAUACACUGCCCAAGAUAUUGGAUCUUACAAGCCAGAUCCUAGGAACUUUGAAUAUAUGCUCAGCCACGUUGAGGAAGAAUUUGGAGUAGAAAAGCACGAGGUCCUUCAAACAGCGCAGUCUCAGUACCAUGACCACCAUCCAGCCAAGGAUAUGGGCAUCAAGAGUUCCUGGAUCUAUAGGCCAGGUGCAGUUAUGGGCAACCGUGACGAUCCCGUUUACAAUUGGAGGUUUGAUACGCUGGCUGAGAUGGCGGAUGCCGUUGAGAAGGAAUUUGCUGCGCUGGGAUAAUGAAUGCGGCAAAAGUAUAAGAACUACCCGUGCCAAGGCGUAGCUUAUGACUAAGCCACGUCAGCUGCGCUGACACUCGCCGCAGGCGAGUGCCCACCCUCAAUACGAUAUUACCUUCAAU
Exserohilum turcica Et28A is the source of this 781-nucleotide messenger RNA. RefSeq lists its product as uncharacterized. The transcript has a single exon. NCBI's taxonomy places the organism in Eukaryota, Fungi, Ascomycota, Dothideomycetes, Pleosporales, Pleosporaceae. The coding region runs from base 70 to 660 and encodes 196 amino acids. The record is from RefSeq and is a predicted model, not a curated record.